Linum tenue is the source of this 5029-nucleotide messenger RNA. NCBI's taxonomy places the organism in Eukaryota, Viridiplantae, Streptophyta, Magnoliopsida, Malpighiales, Linaceae. The record is from the annotation of a GenBank genome assembly.
ACUUGGGUGGCUCGAGCGGAGAAUAAAAUUUCUGCAACUUUCCCUCCGGCGACAGAACCACCGAUGGAGAGCGACGGAACGAGGGAGAAGGAGAUAGAGACGAGACUUCUAGACGAGGUUGGAGGAGUAAUAUCAACGAUAAAGUCAGCCAAACAUGUCGACGAAGUGAUUUGCGCUCUUCACUCCGUCGCAGUUGUUCUCUUCCCCACAGAUUCCUCGCUCAUCGUCGGUAGUCUCGACGAGCUUCACAGGGCCCAGGUCAGGAGUGCCAAAAUCCCGGCUGCAAAUGAGCGGAAGAAAUGGCGGCGAGCAUUCUACAGAGGAGCUGGAUUUCCAACUCUGGCACAGGUCUUGCUAAUCGACGUUGCUUCCAAUUGGUUAACUUGUUUCCCCUUUUCAGCAAGACAACAUGUAUACGAUGUGUUCUUUGUUCAUGGCCUUGCAGUAGAGGUUAUCCAGAGUUUAGUUCCGUGCUUACAAUACAGUUUAAAUGAUGGCUUUGAUGCUAAAGCAGUAAAAUCGAACACGGAAAGGUUGCUAGUCCUCUCCUUACUUGAAAAUGGAGGCAUGCUCCGAAUGGUCAAGGAGCUUGGAAGUUCUGAGUUAUAUGAAGACUUGACGCAUGCACAGCUUAUUUCGGUCAUGUCUAGAUUGGCACAAAUUGUGGCAUCUAUUCCCGACAAGGCAUCGCAGAGAGCCUCGAGUUCACUCUCAUCUCAUUUGUUCUUCAAGCAGAUCACGUCCCAGCUUCUUUCUGUAUCUCGAGAUAGGACUGAGACUAUAUCAGACGAAGAAUCCAUCUUCUAUAAGCAUGAUGUGGAUACUACACUUCUAUUUAUUGGUGAUAUAUUUUCUCGCAUUUGUCGACGAGGAUCUUCCGAUGUCCUUCUGGCUGAACUUGUCCCUGAGCUUCUUAGGCAUGUUCAGAACAUCUUAACAUCAAGUGAUGACUCUGUUUCUGUGGAUAACUUCGAGUCAGAUUCUGGAUCCCAGUUUUGGUUGAAUAUUAUGGAAGCUGUCAAAGACUCACACUCUGUAGAAAGAAUAUCUGAGCAAAUUUUGCUUCAGUUGGCCAGUAGGCUUGCAAGUGACACUGAAACUUAUUGGUCCCUUCACUUACUUUUCGGGAAGAAUUUUGAGAAAUCUCCUUCAAUCAGGUACAUGUUUGUUGACAAAUUCUUACUGUGGAAAGUGCUUCCCCUAUGUUGCUUAAGAUGGAUCCUACAAUUUGCUGUUCUUCAGUGUCCACCAAUUGCUAAUCAACUCACGAAAGGUCAUUCAACUGAGAUUCUGGUAGACACAGUGCAGCGUCUUGUAUCAGUAUGGGCAAGCCAGGACUUUAUUCAAUCGACCCCAACAGAGCAGCAAGUCUGUAUCCUCACAUUUCACACAGACGUAACUGCUGCUAUUGGUCUUUGCAUGGAGAAGAUGUCAAAAGAGGAGUUAGACAGCUCAAAAGUUUUGAUGCAUGCAAUUCUUCAAGGAGUUAGCUGUAGGCUAGAGAACCCAGGCCAUUUAGUUCGGAAAAUGGCUAGCAAUAUUGCUUUGGUUUUCUCUAAAGUAAUAGACCCCAAAAAUCCUCUAUAUCUUGAUGACAGCUGUGAUGAGGCUAUUGACUGGGAAUUUGGUUUUACUAUACAUGGAAAAGGAACACUCUCUACCUCUACUUUCAUUGAGAAGCACAUUGAUGACACUAAAUCAUUAACAUCCUCUGAGUCGAUUAAAGACUCGCAUCACCAAACAAAUGAUCAGCCCAACAAAAUCACAAAAAGUUAUAGCAGGAGAGCAUCUCAGUUCAAGAUGAUAGAUCCAGAUGAGAUCAUCGAUCCAUCUAUGCUGAAUUGUGAAUCGUCUUCAGACAAGGAUGAAGAUGAUGCUUCAAGUGACACUUCAGAAUCUUCCGGUGAUUCUUCUUUGCAGCCAUAUGAUUUGGCAGAUGAUGACACAGAUCUCAAACAAAAAAUUUCUCAGUUGGUUGACAUAGUUGGAGCCCUGCGGAAGUCCAAUGAUCCUGAUGGGGUGGAUGCAGCUCUUGAUGCUGCUGAAAAACUUGUGAGAACAUCUCCUGACGAACUUAAACACAUAGCAGGGGAACUAGUUCGUACUCUUGUUCAGGUUCGUUGCUCUGAUUUGGCAGUUGAGGGAGAGGAAGAAAGUAUAGAGGAAAAGAGGCAAAGAGCAUUGGUUGCCUUGCUCGUCACAUCCCCGUUCGAGUCGCUCGAUUCGAUAAACAAACUGUUAUAUUCCCCACAUGUGGAUACCAGCCAGCGCAUAAUGAUUCUUGAUGUAAUGACGGAAGCAGCUCAGGAGCUUGCUUCUUCCAAGACUCUGAAGUCCAGACAGCAGCAAACUGUUUCAAGAGCCCUAAUUUCAACCAUCUCAGAGACUCAACCCUGGUUCCUGCCAAGCAGCAAGGGGCCUCCUGGUUCAACUCUCUGGAAGGAGGUGUCAGAAACAGGAACUCCAUUGAAUUACUCUCACCGGUAUGAGAGAGAAGUUCCAUCUAGACCUAGUCAAGUCAUUAAGGGGAAGACACGACGGUGGGGUAAUCAAUCUGCAAAUAUCCAAAAUACCCAGGUGGAAGAAUGGACCGGGAACAAAUUUCCUGUUUAUGCUGCAGCAUUCAUGCUUCCUGCCAUGCAGGGGUUUGAUAAGAAGAGGCAAGGCGUAGACUUGCUUGGUAGAGACUUUAUUGUCCUGGGGAAGCUUCUCCACAUGCUUGGUGUCUGCAUGAGAUGUGCCUCUCUGCACCCAGAGGCAUCUGCUUUGGCCUCCCCUUUCCUAGACAUGCUAAGAAUGAGGGAGAUAUGCCGUCACAAAGAAGCAUAUGUUAGAAGAGCCGUGCUUUUUGCGGCUUCAUGCCUAUUAGUAUCACUCCAUCCAUCAUUCGUUGCAUCAUGUCUAACCGAAGGAAAUGUGGAGGUAGCAAAAGGUCUUGAAUGGAUCCGGACAUGGGCCCUUGAAGUCACAGAGUCAGAUACAGAUAGAGAGUGUUAUAUGAUGGCCAUGUCAUGUCUGCAACUUCAUGCCGAAAUGGCUCUCCAAGCUUCCAGGGUUCUGGAGUCCACAGAAAACAAUGCAUCCAGUUCCCACCCCAAAGUUGGGGUUAGUCUUCUUCCUUCUAAUCUGAACUUGGGAUUGGGGACCAUCAAAGUCCCACCCUCCAAUUUGCGGUACUCGAUUAUCAUCAGCACUGCUUUUACUGCUGCAACUGCUGGCACGGUGGCCACUGGCCUGGGCUUCAGAAAUACUUUUGUUGACCAUUGGUGUGGGCGUAUGGGAAAGGAUGAGAUGAAGGAGAAAGUUUGCAAUUUUAAACCGCAACUGCACAGUGCGGUUGUGCCGCACCGCAACUGCAAUAGAAUAGGUCAGAGGAAAACUGAGAGCCAAUUCACCAUGGACGCCCCCGAAGGAACUCAACAGGCACAUCUAGUGCUCGCUAACAAGCUCUUUCUAUUCACACAUCCUGAUGUGGAAGAUAUCGAGAAGGUCCGUCUCAAGGAAGAGAUCUUGGAGGCCAUCAAAAUCAAUGAUAUGGCUCCGUUGUUUGAAACCCUAGUGGGGCAGUCGUUGCUUGAGAAGGAUCAGAACCUCUUGGAUUCGAUGCGGGGUAAGAUAGAUGAGGAGCUGAAGAAGCUCGAUGAAAAGAUUGCAGAUGCUGAAGAAAACUUGGGUGAAAGUGAAGUUAGAGAAGCUCAUUUGGCUAGAUCCUUGUUCUACAUUCGUAUUGGGGACAAGGAGAAGGCACUGGAACAACUGAAAGUUACUGAAACCAAGACUGUUGCAGUUGGACAAAAGAUGGAUUUGGUGUUCUACACGUUGCAACUUGGAUUUUUCUACAUGGACUUUGAUCUCAUUUCUAAGAGCAUUGACAAGGCAAAGAGCUUGUUUGAAGAGGGAGGUGACUGGGAGAGGAAAAAUCGUCUGAAGGUGUAUGAAGGCCUGUUUUGCAUGUCUACUCGGAACUUCAAGAAGGCAGCUAGCUUGUUCUUGGAUUCUAUCUCAACCUUCACUACAUAUGAAAUUUUUCCCUACGACACUUUCAUAUUCUACACUGUUCUAACUAGCAUUAUAACCUUGGAUAGAGUGUCCCUGAAACAGAAGGUGGUGGAUGCACCUGAAAUCUUGGCGGUGAUAGGAAAAAUUCCAUAUCUUUCAGAGUUUUUGAACUCUCUCUAUGAGUGCCAAUACAAGUCGUUUUUCGCGGCAUUUGCUGGGCUGACUGAGCAUAUCAAACUGGACCGAUAUCUGCACCCACAUUUCCGGUACUACAUGAGGGAGGUUAGAACAGUGGUCUAUUCUCAGUUCCUGGAAUCCUACAAGAGUGUGACCAUUGAGGCCAUGGCAAAGGCUUUCGGUGUGACUGUGGAGUUCAUUGAUUUGGAACUGUCGCGCUUUAUUGCGGCAGGGAAGCUUCAUUGCAAGAUCGAUAAGGUAGCUGGUGUCCUUGAAACCAAUCGACCUGAUGCAAAGAAUGCUCUGUACCAGGCAACUAUUAAACAAGGAGACUUAUUGCUGAACCGCAUCCAAAAGUUGUCACGUGUGAUCGAUUUGUAAGGUAUGCAGAAGUAAGCCGUGUUUAGGCCGCGGGGUUCGUAGCUAAGACUAGGAUUGUGCAAGUUGAUUCUGUCUUAACCGUCUUUUUCUUUCUUUCUCUUUUUCUUUCGUCUGUUCCCGGCGAAGAAUACAUUUUCUUUUAUGUCAGAUUCAAAGUUAAAGAGACAAAUUGCCGGCUAAAGCCAAUAUUGGGCUGUUUCUGGUUUUCUUACCUCCUGUGUUUAUGGUUUAUGGCUCUCGUUAAUUCCGAACGUUUGAGGUGUGGCAUUGCUAAGACAUGGUGGGGAUGGAGUUAGUGCAGUGCAGCUCUCUGUGUUGGUUAGGGGUGUCCAUUCGGGUUCGGUUUUUUUGGGUUUACCCGAAACCGAUCCGAUUAUAUACAUUUUCGGUUUUUUUGGGUUUGGGUUCGUUUCGGGUUUUGGGUUUUUUGGUUUCGGGUUCGGUUUUGCUUAUUGGUUUUUUGGGUUCCGGU